Molecule: messenger RNA, 342 nt
Organism: Ustilaginoidea virens
Lineage: Eukaryota; Fungi; Ascomycota; Sordariomycetes; Hypocreales; Clavicipitaceae
Exons: 1
Coding region: 1-342 (113 amino acids)
Source: RefSeq, a predicted model, not a curated record
AUGCCACCUGAUCACCCCGCCCCCGCCUCGCCAGGCCUGUCGAAGACAAGCGCCGCCAUUCUCUCGAGUCUGCAGGUUCUAAAAUGGCGUCGUGCGUCGGGAACCCCGGGCCGAUGCUCGUCAGCCAGCGACCUGGCUGCAAGAGGUGCAGGUCCCGUCCGUCGGCGUCAAACUCGCCCCGGACUUGCUCGUCGAGCGCAGGGCAGAUUUGCAUGUUUCCGCUGGCUCCAGGCCCGCCGCCCCGCGCAAGGGAAAGGUCUGCGCGACCCGGUGGCGUCCGUGAUCCAUGAGCGGCUGGGCGGGGGAAGGGGGUGGGCUGCCGAGAUCGAGGUCGACGUGUGA